Colletotrichum spaethianum is the source of this 1254-nucleotide messenger RNA. Its product is annotated as putative cytochrome b5. Lineage: Eukaryota; Fungi; Ascomycota; Sordariomycetes; Glomerellales; Glomerellaceae. Gene Ontology annotation, molecular function: protein-phosphatidylethanolamide deconjugating activity. The record is from RefSeq and is a predicted model, not a curated record. Bases 1 to 1254 code for a protein of 417 amino acids. The transcript is spliced from 4 exons.
AUGGCUGCGGUAGACCUUGGUCGAUAUCGUCGCAUCGUCCAGAUGUUCUGGGAUCCCGAACCCACCAACGACCACCAGAAUGACCUUCCGGUCUGGUGCCUGGGACGCUCCUACACGCUGGGCACCAAGACCGGGAAAGACAGCCGAGGCGACCGAAGCCAGACUCCACCCCCGACCGAUACCACAGAAGCAAGAACGGGACCAACUGUUACCCAAGCCUCAGCCUCAGCAUCAGCGCCAGCACCACCUCAUGCUAAAGAGCCCGAUACUCCGCCAGAGUCAGUAUCCAGUAGCUUCUCGUCCUCACUUGCCUAUGAUGAGGACUAUUCCGGCCAGGAUGGAGGAUGGCCAUCUGCCUUCCUUGACGACUUCGAAUCUAAGUUCUGGAUGACGUAUCGUUCGGAAUUCCAAGUCAUUGCAAAAUCCACAGACCCUCGAGCUUCAUCAGCCCUGUCUUUAUCGAUGCGCAUCAAAAGUCAGCUGGUGGACCAGAAUGGGUUCUCGUCCGACAGCGGUUGGGGGUGCAUGAUACGAUCUGGCCAGAGCCUUUUAGCAAAUGCGAUGGCAGUCAUCAAUCUAGGGCGUGACUGGCGAAGGGGCCAAAACCCGGAGGAAGAGCGCAAGCUUCUUUCUUUGUUUGCGGACGACCCGAGGGCGCCGUAUUCCAUCCAUCAGUUUGUUCGACAUGGCGCAGUUGCAUGCGGGAAAUAUCCUGGAGAGUGGUUCGGCCCUUCUGCUACCGCUCGAUGCAUUCAGGCUCUGGCCAACGCUCAGGCGCAGCAGCCUUUGCGAGUGUAUUCUACUGGGGACGGACCGGAUGUUUAUGAAGACAAGUUCAUGAAAAUUGCCAAGCCCGACGGCUCACAGUUCCACCCAACCCUUAUUUUGGUUGGUACUAGGCUAGGAAUCGACAAGAUCACCCCAGUGUACUGGGAAGCUUUGAUAGCUGCCCUUCAAAUGCCACAGUCUGUGGGUAUCGCAGGUGAAGCGGAUGUCAAUACGGUGCAUACUCGACGCUUGCGCCGGCUUCACGUGAGAGAACUGGACCCCAGCAUGCUCAUUGGCUUUUUGAUCCGGGACGAAGACGACUGGGACGAAUGGAGGCGGAAUGUCAAGCAUGUACAGGGCAAAGCAGUGAUCCAUGUUGCCGAGCAUGACCCCGUUUCGAGGGGAGGCGAGGGCGAAAGAGAGAGUGCUAUAGACGAAGUGGAGACACUCAGCGAUGACGAUGGCGAUACUAUCCUGAACGCUUGA